AUGGACUCGGCUGACAACCUGGUGGAGAUCGCCUUCCGGCGUUGUGUCACUAUCCCGCGCAUGCUCAUUCAGGUCAUAGGCUGGAGUGUGCCUCAUCAUGACUUCUUGUCCAGACUGACAAUCCGCUGGGCAACACUAGAUGCAAUCGCAUUGUAUGAAUUCUCAAAGUUCUUGAGCAACGUGAAUCUCACCGAGAUUUGUCUAGACGACUCGCCCGUGAAGGGGCGAAACUACGAGGUGCUCCUGGCCAGCCCUAACAGCUUGCGCUAUCUGUCGCUGGCGCGCUGCGACCUGGACGACGAGGACACUGCGCGGCUGGCCACGCACCUGCAGUACCCGCGGCCCGCCGCCAGCUCGCUGGCCGUGCUGCUACUGGUCGCCAACCGCGUCGGGGACGCCGGCGCCGCCGCGCUGGCCGACGCGCUGCGCAGUAACCGUACCCUGCGGUGCCUCAAUCUAUCGGGCAACGUCAUCUCCGACGUGGGAGCCAUUAGUAUAUUUGAGACUCUCACGGAAUUUCCUUUGACGGCCGACGAAAUUAUUAAAAAGAGAUUGCGGUUCCUCGAAUAUCUAAAAUUGAAGAGCGAAGUGUACGACAAAUGUGUGAGACAGUUGAUUCUGGAGAGAAAUCACGACGAAGGUCGGGCGAUGAGGCGGCGGCCGACAUUACAAGCCCCGCAGAGGAGGUACAGCGUGAAGGCGUCGCAGUUCAGCAACGCCUUGUACCAGAAAGCGGAGGCCUUGGCAAACGAGCUGGUGGGCGUGUUCACAGACCCCUUCAGUGUCGAGCAGACGGUGACGCGCAGCGACCACACGUACUGCAUCGGCAACACCAGCCUGUGCUGGCUCAACCUGUCCUACAACAACCUGGAGUACUCCAGCCUGGGCGCGCUGUACGAGGCGCUGGCGCACCAGCAGUGGCUGGGCCCGCGCGCCGCGCCCGGCCUGCUGCGGGUCAACGUCGACGGGAACCGCCUGCCCGUAGACUGCGACCAAUUGUUUCUCAUUGAAGAUUUAUUGCAUAGGGCUCGGUGCUCGAAAAGUAGGCAAAUUAAACACGUUGUCGACAAGCUCCGCCCCGGUCGUGUUCGAUCUUCCAGUUAG
Spodoptera litura is the source of this 1104-nucleotide messenger RNA. RefSeq lists its product as uncharacterized. NCBI's taxonomy places the organism in Eukaryota, Metazoa, Arthropoda, Insecta, Lepidoptera, Noctuidae. The record is from RefSeq and is a predicted model, not a curated record. Gene Ontology annotation, molecular function: protein binding.